UUCAUUUCUUUUUUUCCAAGAAAGAGCCAGCCUUUCUUUUCCUCAUUUCUUUUCUCGAAGAAAGAGGGGAGGGAGGGAGAGAGAGAGAGAGAGGCGGAGAGACAUGGCGUCCUCCGCCGCCCUUCCGCCGAACCAAAACAACCACGCCGCUGGUGUGAGCGGCGGAGAGGGCUACGCCGCCAACUCCGGCGGCAGCACCGCGGGCCGUCAACCCCUGACUUUCUGGUGCCACGAGUGCGACAUGAGCGUGACGCUCCUUCCCUCCUCCUCAUCCUCCUCCUCCUCCUCCUCCCCUCCCCAUCUCCUCUGCCCCGAGUGCCGCGGCGAAUUCCUCGAGGAGAUGGAGCUCCCCGCCUCCCCCCCUCCCCGCCACGACCAAACCCUAACCCUAACCCUCUCCCUUUCCGACUCCGACUCUGACUCCGACGACCCUGACGACGUCGACGGCAUCGGCGACUCCCCCGACGGCGACGACCGACGCCGCCGCCGGCGCGCGUUAAACCAGGCCUACCUCCGCCGCCUCAUCCGCCAACUCACCGCCGGAGAAGGCCGCUCCCUCACCCUCCCCCUCCCCGUCCGUGGGCCAUCGCCGGCCCCCCAAGCCUCCAUCGACGCCCUCCCUUCCGUCCAGAUCUCCAACCCCUCCCUCCUCUGCGCCGUCUGCAAGGACGAGUUCCCCCUCCAUUCCAACGCCCGCCAGCUCCCUUGCUCCCACCUCUACCACUCUGACUGCAUCGUCCCCUGGCUCUCCCUCCACAACUCCUGCCCCGUCUGCCGCUUCCGCCUCCCCUCCGUCGACUCCUCCGCCGCCCCCGCCGCCGCGGACCACCGCCGACCCCGCAUGUCUGUCCGGUUCGGGAGCUUCUUUGAUGAUGAUGAUGAUGAUGAUGAUGGGGAUGAUGGCGGUGGAGUCCUGGCCAUCCGGACCGCGCUCCACCGCAUCAGGAGGAGGCACCGCCAGAUGCUGCGAGCGCGGCCGUCAGCGUCCGCGGUGGGUGAGGCAUCCCCCACUCAGAUGGCGCAGGCUGAGACGGGGUCGUCUGGGCCGGCUACCAGUGGGGAGACGGUGUCAUCGGAAUGGCCGGUGGAAGGGGGAGGAGGAUCGGCUGGUGGAAGGGUGGAUGAUGAGGGGGAUGCUGUGAUGUCAGAUAUUAGGGUGGAUUUGUUCGAUUGACUUGCGAGGGUACCAUUAGCUAAAUUCCAGGUAUGCGGCGUCUGUUACGCUCUGGAUUCGGAGCGUAACAUUACCUCCUUAGGACCUCAUAUUACCUGGACCAUAAUCAGGUAAUGUACUGACUACUUGACCCAGUAUCAACUUUUCUCCAACACGUGACACAGGUAUCAAGUGUCCAAGUGCCAUAGGAUUUGGACACAGGAAACUUAAAAAAAGAAAAUCAGAUAUCAGGGACAGGCCCAUGUUAAAUAGAUGUAUUUUAGAUAUGUACAAAUGUAUUUAUAUGAUGAAUAAUUUUUUUGUACCAAUUGCUUUGUAAUUCAACAGAGCUUGCAGAAGCUUCACUAAGUGUUAUGUUAUAGUUGAAUUAGGUAUGACGUCCACAGGUUAUAUCUAACUGUGAUGACAUCAUGGUUUGUUGAUUUACAAGUGUCAUAUGGUGUGUUAUGAAAUGUGCAAGUAUCUAAGUGUUUGGACACAUUUAAAAAAAAAAAAAAAAAACCAAAGUUGCAUUUUCCAGCUAACACUUAUCAGUGUCAUCUGGCUCUCUGUGCUCUCACUUGUUCAUUCUUUUUUUAUUUUUUUCCAAAGCUUUAUGCUUCCUUGUUUUCUUGCACAAAUGAUCAGUCUUCUGUUGCAGGCCCAAGAAGCCCACUAUUAUACGGUAUGUGCAUAACACCGAACAGGGGUACCGACUUGAGGCGCAAUACCAUUAUUAGGAUGCUUACAUAUCACAUGGUUUGCUAGAUCAUGCUGCCUGCACUAUCUGCCCAGCUUUUGUUGUUGCUAAUAUAGACGAAAGAAACUUUGAUAUAUCUGAGUAGCUGCUUUUAUUACGAUACUUGGACACAUCACUUGGUUGGGUAAAUCAUGAUACCGGCACUGUGUCCAAUUUACUGUUGCUAAAAUAGACAAAAAUAAUAUUGUACUUGAGGAGCUCCUUAAUAUUAUGCAUUUUUAUUCUGACACAUUUGUUAGUCCUACCAAUGGUUUGCAUAUGUUUAGACUGCUUCACUGAUUAUUGUUUUGCUAUGAUCUAUUAAAAGUUGAAACCGCCACUUGGAUGGAUUUUUACAGCUUUUCAACUCUUAUUUUGAUGAUUUAUAGUAGUCCUUUUACCAGCCUUUCAUCGGUGGUCCUAAGAAUUUGGUUCAAUAGUCAUUUUUGCAGCUCAUGUAUAGUAGCAGUUACCAGAGAGCCACCACCACCAGCCACCACCACCAGCCUCAAAAGACUUUUAAAUAUAUUUGGAUGAGUGCAGUCUGCAACUAUAACGUUCUGACUAGAUGUUGUAAUUUUGCAAUUUUAUGCACUGAUUUCCUUAGUGCACUUUCUGCAAUAAUGAUACCGCUGCCAUUUGUAUGUUGAUUAAACAUAUGUUUCCCAGGGAAUAAGUAUUUCUGUGACAAUUUGUUUCCCCCUUUAGUUGAUUGAUGUUCUGUAAUUGAACCAAUUUACCUAAUAGCUGCUUAUUUGUGAAUAUUGCUUGAUGAAA
Phoenix dactylifera (date palm) is the source of this 2669-nucleotide messenger RNA. RefSeq lists its product as uncharacterized. The record is from RefSeq and is a predicted model, not a curated record. Gene Ontology annotation, molecular function: ubiquitin protein ligase activity. Gene Ontology annotation, biological process: protein ubiquitination. Gene Ontology annotation, cellular component: cytoplasm. Lineage: Eukaryota; Viridiplantae; Streptophyta; Magnoliopsida; Arecales; Arecaceae.